Impatiens glandulifera is the source of this 2220-nucleotide messenger RNA. Its product is annotated as U-box domain-containing protein 38-like. The record is from RefSeq and is a predicted model, not a curated record. Gene Ontology annotation, biological process: protein ubiquitination. Lineage: Eukaryota; Viridiplantae; Streptophyta; Magnoliopsida; Ericales; Balsaminaceae. Gene Ontology annotation, cellular component: cytoplasm; nucleus. The transcript has a single exon. Bases 274 to 1971 code for a protein of 565 amino acids. Gene Ontology annotation, molecular function: protein binding; ubiquitin-protein transferase activity.
AACACCAUCGAAGCCAUCCCACACCAAUUUGGAAUGAAGAAGGGUCAAUCAAUAUCGAAAAUUUUACGGAGAAUUCUGCGACUAAGGCAUCAUCUGCAGCAGCUCUCUUCAUUUUGUCAACUUUCCCACUCCUGACUCCGUCUUCGUCUACUCUCAAAGCUUCAAACGUCAAACCCUAAGAUCAGGUCUCUCUCGCUCUACUUAGAUCGACUCUGAAUUACAUCUAUCAGUGAAUCAUUCAUACUUUCCUAUCUGGGUAUAUGUAAAUCUAUAAUGGGUGGAAAUGGUAAGCAUAGAUGGAAGAUUUCUAUACACAAGUCUUCAUCUUCAUCAUCAUCAUCAAAGCAGGAAAUUAAAGAGCCUCCUGAGGAAUUCUUCUGUCCAAUUUCGGAAUCUUUGUUGUACGAUCCUGUUGUUGUUUCUUCAGGGCAGACCUUUGAGAGGGCUAUCGUUAAAGUGUGUAAAGAUUUAGGAUUUUCUCCGAUUCUCCCUGAUGGGUCAAAGUCUGAUUUUUCUACGGUGAUCCCUAAUUUGGCCUUAAAAACUUCGAUUCGUAGGUGGUGUGAUUCCUGCAAUCACCAGUACCCUCUAGAACCUGAUUCUUUGUCGACCCUAGACUUGGUUCGGUCGUUAAUGGCGUCUUCGGAGAGAGAUUUGCUGAAGGGUGUUGCGGAAAAGGCACCUGCGACGAAGCUUUUCACGCAUGCGGCGACAGAGUUGAAUCCACGUAAGCAUCAUUUAUACAGUUCGAGUUCUGAAGAAUCUGUAAUUGCUAACCUUCCUGAGACUCCAUUGCUUCCGUUCACGACUCGUCCGGUUUGUUAUUCGAGUUCUGAAGAAUCUGUAAUUGCUAACAUUCCUGCGACUCCACCGUUCAGGACUCGUCCGGUUAGCUUUUCUUCUUCUUCUUCUCAUUCAACGGCAUCGGAUAUUGAUCUUGAUGAGGUUAUGAAUUGUUCUUCUGAGGAUGAGGAAUUUGUAGCGAUGAUGAAGAGUACGGUUGUGUAUGAUCAGGAACAGGUAGUGAUAAAGCUUCGAAACAUGACCAGGUCUAAAGAGGAAUCAAGGAUCUCACUUUGUACACAUAAACUGCUCUCGGCCUUGAGGCCACUCCUGUUGUCGAAAUACUCCACUGUGCAGACGAACGCUGUGGCGGCAGUUGUGAACCUCUCUUUAGAGAAGAAAAACAAGGUGAAGAUUGUGCGGUCAGGGAUCGUUCCUCCGCUAAUCGAUUUGCUAAAAGGCCGCUCCAGCGAAUCACAGGAGCAUGCAGCAGGUGCUCUCUUCAGUCUUGCAUUAGAUGACAACAACAAAACUGCCAUUGGUGUUCUUGGCGGUCUCCAACCGCUUCUCUAUGCUUUGAGAUCCGAAAGCGAACGAACUCGGCAUGACUCAGCCAUGGCGCUCUACCACCUUUCCCUUGUCCAGAGUAACCGAGUUAAACUGGUCAAAUUCGGAACCAUCACAACCCUCCUUUCCAUUGCUGGUUCCAGCAGUGACAUGGCUUCACGCUCGUUGCUUGUUCUCUGUAACAUGGCGAUGUGCCCAGAAGGGAGGUCAGCCAUGUUGGACGCGGGUGCAGUGGAGUUUCUGAUGGGUCUGCUGAGAAAGGGUAACAACGGUUCAGUUUCGGAGUCGAGUAGGGAGAAUUGUGUCGCAGCCCUGUUUUCCUUGAGUCAAGGGAGUUUGAGGUUUAAGGGGCUGAUGGCUAAAGAGCCAAGGGCAACUGAGAUAUUGAGAGAAGUGGCAGAGAGAGGUAGUGAACGAGGAAAAGAAAAAGCGAAUAGGAUCCUUAAGUUGUUGAGAGGAAGGGUUGUUGUUGAUGAAGGUGAUUAUGAUGAUGGUGAUGAUGAUGGUGACUCGGAGCCUGACUGGGAAGGAGUGAUGGCAAACGGGCUGACUCAGGGUGGUCGUUACAAGGUUGGGGUGAGGAACAAUGGUAUUGCUGGGCCUAACUCCUCUGUGUUUUGAACUUGUCAAUAAUUAUUAUUGCUCUUUCUCUCUUUACUGUUUCUUCUUUUCUUUUUGUUCUGUUCAUAAUUUUUCUUCAGUGAGAAUUAGGUGAUAGGUUGGUUGGUUAAUCUAUGUUUAGAGUUCAGUUUCAUACAGUAAGAAACUUUACAUUGAAAACAUGGCUGUGUGUUGAUUUUGACUGUAAUGUAUGUAUGUGCAUAUACAACAUUUAAUAUAUAGUCUUUCUUUAUUGAACCCAUUAUUACC